This is a messenger RNA of Lotus japonicus, 1050 nucleotides long. RefSeq names its product eukaryotic translation initiation factor 5B-like. The coding region runs from base 1 to 1050 and encodes 349 amino acids. Lineage: Eukaryota; Viridiplantae; Streptophyta; Magnoliopsida; Fabales; Fabaceae. The transcript has 2 exons. The record is from RefSeq and is a predicted model, not a curated record.
AUGGAGACUCGCCGUCGUCGACGCAGCGAAACGCUGGAGCAGAGGCGCAGUUCACCACCACGUCGUGUGAGGGGAAGGCCGCGCCGUGAGGAGGUUAGUCGCGAGCAACCUGAGCAACCGACUCCUCCUCCGCCUCCUCCUCCUCCUUCUCUAACGCCUCCAUUACCUUCUCCACCGUCGUCACCUUCACAGCAAGGAUCUCCAGCACGCUUGUCGGAGGUCUCAGGAGGUGGAUCGUCGUUACCUCAAGCUCCGAUCACUCACAGAAAUUGGAGACGCUUGAUUCGCAACGUUAACAACAUACGGCAGCGGAAUGAUUACUUGCAGGAGCAGUUAGAUUACUAUCGCCUUAAGCAACAGGACGAAGGAGAACGGGAAGCGGAGCCUGUAGCGGAGUUUAAGCCAUUCUCGGCGGCGGUAAGGGAGUUAGAACGAGAAACUUUGAAGCAAAACGUGAAGCGGUACAGUGCCGCAUCUGUCAAGAUCGAGGAGUUGGAGCCGCAAGCCUGUGCGCGCGCCUUCAAGAAUGGACGGCUACCGGGGAAGAUGAACAACAAGCUAAGUCGGAAGCCAGCUCGUUCGAUGGCGGAAGUCCGCGCUCGGGCGAAUACCUACAUCCUAGAUGAGGAGGACGACGCAUUCAAAAGGAGGCGUGCAAAAGUGGAAAAAGAUGGCGGACAAAGGAACGUGUCGCCGACAGGAAGGCAAGGCCAGGAGAAGGGAGAAAACAGUAAUCGAAGUGAUAAGAAAGUCAAGCAACCGGAGAAGUUUGAGAAGGAGCAACUCUAUCCGAAGAAAGAAAACUUUGAGCGUCGUCGCCCAUGGCAACAAACUCACCCUCGCCGGCGUGAGAGGCCAGGCGGAGACAUGAACACGGAAUUAACAGAACUACUUCGGGAAGUAAAGGCAACGCAUGCAUUUGAAGAGGGCGAGAAGGAAGUUAAUCCGCCACGGGAGGCGGUAGACAAAACUAAGUGGUGCGAGUAUCAUCGUCGGCAGGCCACGACACCAGUGACUGUUUUACGUUACAAGGCGAGACCGAGAGGCUGA